UGACAAAGGUAUCUGAGGCAGUGUCGCUCCGCCCCGCGCCCAGAACGGCCGCCAUGUCGCGGUGAGGUUCGUGUUAACUCCAACUGUGACUAAUUGUGAAACAUGCUGUGCCUCAUGUGGACUUGUCUCUUCGCCGGCUUGGUGCUGGCGACAGUAACCGCUCAGAACACAGAAAGCAGUGGAGACUUUUCACCUGUGGUGACUGCAACAUGCAAAAGUGGAGUUAUGUCCAUUCGAAUCAACUUCACCCAGCCUUUCAAUGGGGUGACACACGCUCGAGAAUACAGGACUCCUCCAUGCAUGGCGAUGGGCAACGGGAGCGAAUCGCUUAGCUUCGACAUAAACCUCAACGCUGUAAAAGGUUCACCAGAUUAUUGUGGAGUGUACUGGAAUAAUCGCACCGACGAGCGCUCGCUACCUCUUGCUGUCCGAGUGCACAGAACAUUAGAGCUUGCAGAUGACAAAUUCUACGUAAUCACGUGCGGCAAGGCCGGCUUCAGAAAUGCAAGAAACGAAACGUCCCUUGUGUCGUUGCGUCUAUUGAAUUCUGAGGGACGUAAAGUUUUGAACGCAGCUUAUGGAAUGCCUUACACCCUCCGAGCUGAAAUGAGUAAACCUGACGGGACUCAUGGAAUUCGAAUGAAGAGCUGUUUUGCUUUUAAUAUGCGCAACAAUACCGUAGAUCUUCUAGACAAAAGAGGGUGUCCAGUAAAACAGCAGUCUUUAGUCACAAAAUCGGAUGCGAAUAGUGCAGAGUUAGCCAUUGCCUCUAUGUUCCGGUUUUCUGAUUCUUCACAAAUAAAUCUGCAGUGUGAUAUAGGCAUUUGUAAAGGAACAUGUGCAACGGUAGAUUGUACCACUGAGGGUGGAGCUGAACCAACAGACGAAGAAGGCACUGUCACAGCUUCGACUGGAGUUUUUGUACUUGAUCCUAACGACAGUGCAGUUGCAGCGCUCGCGUGUGUAGACAGCGCAGGAGUCCAUCCUCUCUGGCUGCUAUACUUGGCUAUCGCGCUGGGCGUCAUGUUCCUCGUGAUGCUGCUCAUUAACUGCUUUCUCUGCACCGCCAUGACGUGUUCAUGCGCUAGGACUGAUGUAAUAGAAAAGGACCCGUCAGUUGUAGAAGACUAUGACCCUUACCGCAGCUGGCAUGGAAGCCAGUAUGGCAGUCGGUAUCCCUCCUCUACUAUACAUUCUGCGAGAUCGGUAUCUGAUAACAGCGACCACUACGCGAUAGUUCAAUCGCGCCCCGGCAGUCGACACUCUGGCAUGCAUCGUAGUAGACAUUAAUAAAUCUACCCAAUAUUAAUAAAAUGAAAUUUAGGUUAUGCGAACUCAGUUCUUGUAUAUAUUCCGGGACCAACUUAUAGGUAUACUGUGAUCAAACCUUUUUAUUUAAUAUGCAAUGUUAGUUGCAUACCUUCUUGUCAUUUCAGUAAAUGUGCCAUUUUUUUGUGUUUUUUAAUCAUACACACGAAACGAAACUUUUUCCUUUAUUAAAUAUGACUUCCUUAUUCUGUAGCACAACGAACCGAAUAUUGUUAGAUAUAAGAACGAAAUAACAAACUAUGUUUAUAAAUAUUUCGACAUUCUAUCAUACCAAGUCAAUAAAAUAUAACGAUCAAAUGAAUUAAAAUUGCCUAUCAUAAUGUGAAAAGUUUUGAGUCACAGCCCACAGGCACUCAAAACUUUUCUUUUUUCUAAGAAUUAAAAUUACGAACUUGUUCUAUGAAGCACCUGUCCUAAAAUAUUUGGAAUUCAAACUGUUAAUUUAAAAGAAAUUAAGAAUAGGAUUGGGCGCAUUUAAUUUGAAAGGACGAGAUAUUAAAUUUAAUAUGUUUGUUCUCAAUUAAUGUUUUGCGAAUUGCGACUAAUUUGAAAAUUAUAAGGUGCCUUAACAUGUUCAACUUUAUACAUAGAAUUAUUUUUAAGUAUAAGAGUCAUAUAAUGAAAACGCACGAACUAAAUGUAUUGCAAUUAAUUAUAUUAUGUAUAAUAUGUGUAGUGUUAAAGUGUAAAUGGCGUCAAAAUAAAUGCGAAUUUAGUGUAAAGAAUGAUAACAGUAUUAACUGUAAAUACUUGCCUGAUGGGCUACUACAAUAUGAUAACCAUAUAGGUAAAAUAUUAUUGAAAGGGCAGAGUAAACUUGCUUUCUUUACAAAGCCAAGUUUUUAAAAUAUAUUGUUUUAUUACCGUUUUAUUGUAUGCUCAAAAGAUUCCGUCCCAUUAAUGGUGUAUUUUUGUACGAUUGUAGAUAAUAAAUUAUAGGUAUGAUAGUUAUUCAAAUGUGAUUUGGUGUAUCUUGUAAGAAAUAUAAAUUUUAACAAUUUAA
Molecule: messenger RNA, 2332 nt
Organism: Colias croceus (clouded yellow)
Lineage: Eukaryota; Metazoa; Arthropoda; Insecta; Lepidoptera; Pieridae
Exons: 11
Coding region: 103-1290 (395 amino acids)
Source: RefSeq, a predicted model, not a curated record